AAUAAGUGUAUUAGUGAAACUAGUUAUGGCAAGGUGUCGAGUAUCAGUGUAAGGAAGUAGAAGGAGAAUUAUGAUAGCAACAGUAUUGUUCGGACGUCGUCAUUGAGCACAGUUAAGAAGAAGAAGCGUUUCAUCAUGUAUCCCACUGGUCGAAAUUUUGAAAAUUAUGGGACGUGGUAUCAGUAUGUUACCGCGGUUUUUGGGGAACAGGACCUCCGAUGUGGAAUUCGCCUUUUGCGACUUAUGCAGGCGCCUUUAACUCCGAGUGAGGCCUUAGAUUUAGCCCGUGAGUGGUUGGUUCUCUUUGGGCCCGCAGGGCCUGAAGUUACUAAAUUCACUCUGUUCUUCACCCGUCACAUGUUGGGAGACCCGGGUGUUCAUCGGGAGUUCUUUGCUCCUAAUCUAUCAGAGCUAGGAAGGUUACGGGUUGCUUUAAUGGAAUUUGAGUUUAAUCGUUCUAAACCAGUUUCUUCUGGGUACCCGAAUAAUGCUGAUCGGCAACUUCUUAUCAGUUACUCAGUGCCCAGUAACUUAGCGUCGCUUCUCGUCGAGAAAUAGGAGCUGUCUGAGAAAGUGAGACGACCAACCGUAGUAUAUAGUAGUCUAGUAUAUAGUAGUAUCCGGUGAGAAGGAUGACACCAAAAAAAAAAAAAAAAAGGAAAACAAAGGCUUUUCUCAGUUAGUAGAACUAAAUUUUGUUUGAUUAUUCUAAAUAAAACGUCUAUUAGUA
This is a messenger RNA of Cotesia glomerata, 730 nucleotides long. RefSeq lists its product as uncharacterized. The record is from RefSeq and is a predicted model, not a curated record. Lineage: Eukaryota; Metazoa; Arthropoda; Insecta; Hymenoptera; Braconidae. Bases 136 to 558 code for a protein of 140 amino acids. The transcript has 3 exons.